This is a messenger RNA of Phacochoerus africanus (Common warthog), 3884 nucleotides long. It is a transcript of the gene RARG, whose product is annotated as retinoic acid receptor gamma. Gene Ontology annotation, biological process: regulation of transcription by RNA polymerase II; cellular response to corticotropin-releasing hormone stimulus; retinoic acid receptor signaling pathway. The transcript has 8 exons. The record is from RefSeq and is a predicted model, not a curated record. Gene Ontology annotation, molecular function: zinc ion binding; RNA polymerase II cis-regulatory region sequence-specific DNA binding; nuclear receptor activity. The coding region runs from base 1627 to 2787 and encodes 386 amino acids. Gene Ontology annotation, cellular component: nucleus; transcription regulator complex. NCBI's taxonomy places the organism in Eukaryota, Metazoa, Chordata, Mammalia, Artiodactyla, Suidae.
UAUGAACAGUGUAGCAUUUAAAGGGCCGAGAAACAUGAACGAUUGCCUUGCACCAAAUCCUCGUGAAUUCGUCACCUUCCUUUCAGGGCCCAAUAGGACGGGGACUUGGGGUAUGUUGGGAGGGGUGCUGGGAUGGAGAUAAUCUCCCAGGAAGGGUUUUUGCGGGUCCCGAGGUGGGGACCUCCUCUAUUUCAGGCGGCUUGGGGAAGCCCCUGGGACUUGAAUGGCAGUAUAUUUUUGCAUUUCAGUUUGGACCAACAAUUGUGGCCUCCAGGGUCUGGGUGGGCUUCAGGCCUGCUCCACACACUUUUAGAAAGUAGUUUAGACCUGUGUGUCCCAACCAGGGAAGAAAAAGGUCCUUUGAGGGGAAGGCCACUGGGUGUGUUUGUAUUUGGCGGCUUUGGUGUCCUGGUGCUGCGUUGGCAGGCGGUGGGUGUUUGUCUGGUGGCAGAGCUGCUCACUUGCAGCUGUGAAGGGAGUGCUGCGUGUUGUGUGUCGGGUUUAUGACUUGUGCAUCCACCUCUGUGUGGCUGGAGCGAGUAUGCCUCUGUGCCCGUUUGGGUGUUCUGUGCCAGGGUCCCCUUGGGGUAUAGGAGCCCAGUGGUAACGUGCCUGCUUUUGUGCCCUGCAUGUUGACAACGUGUGAGAGUGUCUCCAAGGAGGUGUGUGUCAGAUUGUGAGUCCAGGCUUCUCAGCCCUGGGCCUCGCAGCUGGGAGUGUUUACAGCCGGUUAUAAAGAGUUUGUUUGAAGCUCCGCUCAGCCUGGCCAGGAAUUUCCUCAAUUUCAGCAAUUUGGGCUUUAAAAGGAGAAAAACCCAGAGCCCACCCCCCUCCUCCCCAGCAGGGGCCCCUGCUUAGCCCAGGAGCGGCAUCCCCCGUGGUGGGCUCUCUGCCCAGGGCUGAGAAGGGAAUCUGAGUGGAGUUGACCCGAUUAGCCUUCCUGCGCCCUUGGCCCCCAGACUGACCCAGACUGGGCUGCACUUUAGGGUUCGGGGGUGGGAGUGUGCCAGAGGAGUGCUGAGAAGGGGUGACAGUACCACGUAGAUGAGAAAAGCUGCCCCUGGGGGGCCUCUCUCCCUGCCACUGCUGCUGCCCCCAGUCUCCUAAUUGGCUGGCACUGGCCCAUGCCAGUCUGACCGCACCCAGGUCCUUUCGCAAGAGAGGAAGUGAGGCAGCGCUCUGCGGGCAGGGAGGGCGUCAGCGCCAAGUGAGCACCACCCCACGCAAUGGCCUGUGGGCAGCUCAGUGCCCUCAGCACCAUCCUGAAAGGAUUCCAGCACCCCACCCCCCACCCCCCAGCUCUCAGCACCAGGCCCCCUGGGACCUCCCACCCGGUCCUGAAUAGACUCUGGGCACCCUUCUUACGUUCCCUCCUCUCUCUCCCUUUUCAUGGGGGAAUCUCACUCCAGCUGGAUUCUUAUGCUAAUUGAGUGUCUGGUGUGUUGGGGGGCGGGGAGGGCUUCCCUCCUGUCGGGAGGGUGGAGCUAGCCCGGAACCCCAGCAUCCCGGGCAUUCCUUCUGUCCCGCUGGAGGCUGGGGUGGACUUCUGACCAGGUGGGCUGCAGCGGGCUGGAAGGAGGAAGGUGUUCCUGAGCGGUGGAGACGCAGAGCACUAGCUCAGAGGAGAUGGUGCCCAGCUCGCCCUCGCCCCCUCCACCUCCCCGGGUCUACAAGCCGUGCUUCGUGUGCAAUGACAAGUCCUCUGGCUACCACUACGGGGUCAGCUCUUGUGAAGGCUGCAAGGGCUUCUUCCGCCGCAGCAUCCAGAAGAACAUGGUGUAUACAUGUCACCGCGACAAAAACUGUAUCAUCAACAAGGUGACCCGGAAUCGUUGCCAGUACUGCCGGCUACAGAAGUGCUUUGAAGUUGGCAUGUCCAAGGAAGCUGUGCGGAAUGAUCGGAACAAGAAGAAGAAAGAGGUGAAGGAAGAAGGGUCGCUUGACAGCUAUGAACUGAGCCCCCAGUUAGAAGAGCUCAUCACCAAGGUCAGCAAAGCCCAUCAAGAGACCUUCCCCUCGCUCUGCCAGCUGGGCAAAUACACCACGAACUCCAGUGCAGACCACCGGGUGCAGCUGGAUCUGGGGCUGUGGGAUAAGUUCAGCGAGCUGGCCACCAAGUGCAUCAUUAAGAUCGUGGAGUUUGCCAAGCGGCUGCCCGGCUUUACAGGGCUCAGCAUUGCUGACCAGAUCACUCUGCUCAAGGCUGCCUGCCUGGACAUCCUGAUGCUGCGGAUCUGCACAAGGUACACCCCGGAGCAGGACACCAUGACCUUCUCUGAUGGGCUGACCCUGAACCGGACCCAGAUGCACAAUGCUGGCUUCGGGCCCCUCACAGACCUCGUCUUUGCCUUUGCUGGGCAGCUCCUGCCCCUGGAGAUGGAUGACACAGAGACAGGGCUGCUCAGCGCCAUCUGCCUCAUCUGCGGAGACCGCAUGGACCUGGAGGAACCCGAGAAAGUGGACAAGCUGCAGGAGCCGUUGCUGGAAGCCCUGAGGCUCUAUGCCCGGCGGCGGCGGCCCAGCCAGCCCUACAUGUUCCCGAGGAUGCUCAUGAAGAUUACCGACCUCCGGGGCAUCAGCACCAAGGGAGCGGAAAGGGCCAUUACCCUGAAGAUGGAGAUUCCAGGCCCGAUGCCUCCCCUGAUCCGAGAAAUGCUGGAGAACCCCGAAAUGUUUGAGGAUGACUCCUCGCAGCCUGGCCCCCACCCCAAGUCCUCCAGUGAGGACGAGGUUGCCAGGGGCCCGGGCAAAGGGGGCCGCAGCCCCCACCCCGACCAGGGCCCCUGACUUCCCCUGCCGCGGGGUUUGGGGCUCCAGGCAGCAGACUGACCAUCUCCCAGACGCGGCCGGUGCCUGGGGGAGGACCUGCUCUGCCCUCUCCCCGCCCCUUCCAAUGAGCUCCUUGUUUUUGCCAAAGUUUCCAGGGGUGCCUCUGUGUUCAUCCCCUUCCUGCUCUGACCGGCUCCCUCUGCAGACUUGGGGGCCUGCCCUGGUCCCUCCAGGAGAGCGGUCAGGGGGCGAGCCUGGGUUUGGACUCUCAAAUCGCAACACUGCCCCACAGACCCCAGGGUCCCAGGCUCCCCAGGGCAGGAGGGCGACCCUGCCAUUCCACAGCCCCUCCCUCUGCCAGGUGCUUAGGCCUCUGGGAGCAAACAGGAACACUAGACACCAAAAGGGAGCGGGGGCUGGGGGGGGGCUGAGCCCACCCUCUUGCCCUUGGUGCCUAAUGCUGCAUAAGGCACCUGCCAGGUGCACGCUGCCCACUAUGCCCCAUCCUCGUGCCAGUCAGGGUGGGGCGGGCCGGGCCCUGCGUGUCUGUGGGGGUGGGGGGUGGGGGUGCAGAGGGUGAAGGGACCGAUGCAGGUCCGUUCUGCACCUCUUUGCUUGGGCCCGGCCUUUACCGUUACAAGCCCCUACUCCAGCCCUGUCAUGUGCCUUGGGCUCCCCCUGCCCCCCAUCUCAGCCAUGGGGCAGGGACCCUCCUACACUACAGAGGGGCCAGGGGAAUCCCUCUCCCCCUAGUGCCUUCCCCCUUGACCCCAGAGCAGCUUGGUCCAGGGAGAGGGGGGUGGGCACUGCUUAGCUGAUCCCACCCUGACCCAGAGGAAGCCUCUAUUUAUUUAUUAGCUUUUGUUUACACCCUGGAAUUGACCCCUUCCUCCGGGGGUCUUGGGAGGGGGAGCCCAGGGCCCCUGUGACCCCUCCCUUCUCCCUCCAGUCCCCAGUUUGUAUUUAGCUGCCAAAUAAGAGUCCCACUGGCUCCUUUUUUCUCUGGGGGGUCAGGGUGCUGUCCCCUCCCCUCUGUUUACAUCUCCCCCCUUCACCGCGCUGUAUCGCAUAUUGCUGAGUUUUCUAUUUUUGCAAAAUAAAGUGAUGGAAACUCA